AUGCCACCUCCGCAAUGCUCUACUGAAGCGUGUAGCUCCAAUGCUGUAGUCAAACGGGCACUGGAUGAGGCACCGCUUUGUGCUAAGUGCUUCACAGAGGGAUUCGAGCGGCAUGUUCACGAAACCAUCAGUGCUGCUAAUUUGUUUCGUCGUGGAGAACGCGUAGCAAUUGGAGCAUCUGGAGGAAAAGAUUCUACUGUGUUGGCAUAUGUGAUGAAGACGCUCAAUGAUAGGUAUGAUUACGGAUUGGACUUAGUACUAAUAUCAAUUGAUGAAGGGAUCAAAGGAUAUCGCGAUGACUCUUUAAAGGCUGUCGAAAGAAAUCGCAUUGUGUAUUGCUUACCACUCACAGUGCUUAGUUAUAAAGAUCUUUACGGUUGGACGAUGGACGAGAUCGUAGCGAAAAUAGGGAAAAAGAACAACUGUACUUUUUGUGGAGUGUUUCGACGACAGGCAUUGGACAGGUACUUGGAGUGGAACAUGUUGUAG
Molecule: messenger RNA, 489 nt
Organism: Strongylus vulgaris
Lineage: Eukaryota; Metazoa; Nematoda; Chromadorea; Rhabditida; Strongylidae
Source: the annotation of a GenBank genome assembly